AUGAGUAACGUCCCGGAACGGUCCCAAACGCACGCCCAUCAGACCUCAUCCCUGGAUGCGACGAGGGCAGCGUCGACGUCGACCCCCGCACCGGGCCCGCGCGCGACCCGGCUAAGGGACGUCUACGGCCAAGCCCUGGAGCACACCCUCUCCCGCCUGAGCGACGACAACCUCUCCGGCUGCUACCCUACCGUCUCCUCGCGCGCCGGUCCCGUCCUGCGUCAGGUGCAGGCCCAGAUGGUGGGCAAGCUGGGCGAAAAGUGCCGACGGGAGUUCGACUCCAUCCUCGAGGCCAGGGCCGUGGUGUCGCGACUGAAUGAGCUGGAUGUGUUGGUGACCGAGGCGAAAGCUCGGAGGGAUUCAGGUGUAGAUGCCCCUCAAGUUUUACCAAACACGUUACCACCCGAUCGCAUCAUGAGAGCUCAUCUCUCCCGUACAUUAUCCUCUCACAAAUCACAGCUCAACGCCCGGCUGCAGACGUCUCAGGCCCAGAACGCCGUCAUGUACGACACCAUCCGUGCGCAGAGGGCUGAGAUAGGAGAGCUGCUCGCCAGGGUCGAGGCCGCCGCCGCGGAUGUCAAGGGGGCCAAUGCCGCCCUGGGUCCCGUGGCCGAUCAGCUCGGUCUCGAGACUAGGGAGGGUCAUGCCGCUGUUUUGGCCUCAAGGAAGGAGACAUUGUAG
Molecule: messenger RNA, 681 nt
Organism: Geosmithia morbida
Lineage: Eukaryota; Fungi; Ascomycota; Sordariomycetes; Hypocreales; Bionectriaceae
Product: kinetochore protein NNF1
Exons: 2
Coding region: 1-681 (226 amino acids)
Biological process (GO): chromosome segregation
Cellular component (GO): MIS12/MIND type complex
Source: RefSeq, a predicted model, not a curated record